This is a messenger RNA of Cebus imitator (Panamanian white-faced capuchin), 1524 nucleotides long. RefSeq names its product microtubule associated protein 1 light chain 3 alpha (gene MAP1LC3A). Gene Ontology annotation, cellular component: autophagosome; cytosol; autophagosome membrane. Bases 741 to 1106 code for a protein of 121 amino acids. The record is from RefSeq and is a predicted model, not a curated record. The transcript has 4 exons. Lineage: Eukaryota; Metazoa; Chordata; Mammalia; Primates; Cebidae. Gene Ontology annotation, molecular function: ubiquitin protein ligase binding. Gene Ontology annotation, biological process: autophagosome assembly; autophagy of mitochondrion; macroautophagy.
CUCCAUCACCUGUCUCUGGUGAGCUGCUUCCGAUCAGCCUCCAGGUCCACGAAUUCUCUUCUGCUGUCCUACACCUCAUCCUCUGAGACCUGAAUUUCCAUGGCUCUACUUGUCAAUUCUAGAAUUCCUUUUCAAACCUGGGCCUUCUUUUGUAAUGUCUUGCUUGAUCCUGUGUCUGACUGUGCCUCCUGCACCUUCUCCCGUCUCUCGCCCUAAGCCCCUUGAAGGCGCCAGCCUUUGGCUCCGGCUGUUUCCCACGGUGCCCAGAAUCGCGUCAGGCCUGGCACAGACUCGGUGAGGGUAGGAAGCGGUGCCGCGGGGCUGCAGCCUGGCCCGCCCAUUCCCUCAGCCAUGGCAGCCCCGCCGCCCUCCAGACCUCACUCGAGCUCCGCGCUGCGAGAGGCUCCUGGGCCGGCCAUGACGUCACAGACUGUGACGCUCCCAGGAGCCCCGCCCCUCGCGUCCCGAGCCGGGGACCCAGGCUCUCUGCGCCGUGACGUCACGAGCCCGGGCGGGCAGGUUGUGCGUCGGCCCAAUGGGAGCGGUGCGCCGGCCUCCCCUUUAAGGAAUGUUGUGACCUGACGUCACUGGGCGAGUUACCUCCCGCAGCCGCCGCCGCCGCGCUCAGCGCGAGUCCCGGAGCCCUUGAGCGUGAGGCACGGAGCCCCCGGAGCCCCCAAACCGCAGCCACAUCCCCACGUCCCAGAGCCCCGGCCUGCGCGCCCAACCGGGCCCGCGCGAUGCCCUCAGACCGGCCUUUCAAGCAACGGCGGAGCUUUGCCGACCGCUGUAAGGAGGUACAGCAGAUCCGCGACCAGCACCCCAGCAAGAUCCCGGUGAUCAUCGAGCGCUACAAGGGUGAGAAGCAGCUGCCCGUCCUGGACAAGACCAAGUUCCUGGUCCCGGACCAUGUCAACAUGAGCGAGUUGGUCAAGAUCAUCCGGCGCCGCCUGCAGCUGAACCCCACUCAGGCCUUCUUCCUGCUGGUGAACCAGCACAGCAUGGUGAGCGUGUCCACGCCCAUCGCGGACAUCUACGAGCAGGAGAAAGAUGAGGACGGCUUCCUCUACAUGGUCUACGCCUCCCAGGAAACCUUCGGCUUCUGAGCCAGCAGUAGGGGGGGGGGUUGGCCUGGGAGUGGGGGGGAGCCCGGUCAGGCCCUGCCCAGAAAACCCCUGGUUCCUGAACUGAGCUGCCUCUGCUUAGGGUGGGCUGGGGAGGGAUGUGGCCCCUAGUCAGAUGGCACCAACCCACCUACUCUGCCCCGGGUGGUUUUGUUAGGGUUGCCCGUCUGGGUGCUGGCUGGGACGGGGGAGGGUGAGGAACAUCCCCCAGCACCCCUGCUGUGUGGUUCAUCUUUUUUUUAGGCCCCUGCCUGCCCCUCACCCACCAGAGGCUCUGCCCACCACCUGGACCUGCCCACCCCUGAAAGACUGGCCCCCCACCCCUCAGUCUCCACAUGGCGUAUGGAUCUGUGGUCAUUGUCCCUCUGCAGAAUAAAGAUUGCUCAGGCCUGCCUGGCCC